Molecule: messenger RNA, 1065 nt
Organism: Pochonia chlamydosporia 170
Lineage: Eukaryota; Fungi; Ascomycota; Sordariomycetes; Hypocreales; Clavicipitaceae
Product: chlorophyll synthesis pathway protein BchC
Exons: 9
Coding region: 1-1065 (354 amino acids)
Molecular function (GO): oxidoreductase activity; zinc ion binding
Source: RefSeq, a predicted model, not a curated record
AUGGCGAAUCUUCCCAAGGAAAUGAAAGCUCUCAGAUAUGAGAAGCCCGAAGAUUGGUCCAUUGUCACGGUCCCGCUCCCAGAGCUGCGCGACAAUGAUGUUCUUGUGCAAGUCAAGGCUUGUGGUGUUUGCGGAACUGGUGAGCUGUCUCUUUAUCCUGAGCAACAUAUCCACGAGGGUGAAUUCAUUGCCAAGUUCCCUCUCAUUCCCGGUCACGAAACUGUCGGCCUCAUUGCCGCCGUUGGCAAGAACGUCAAGGGCUUCCAAAUCGGUGACCGAGUCGCCGCCGACAACAGUGAACUCUGCAAUGAGUGCUUCUACUGCCGCCGUGGUCAGCUAUUGCUCUGCGAGAACUUCAACGCCCAUGGUGUUACCAUGAACGGCGGCUUUGCCGAGUACUGCGCCUACCCUGCCGCCAAGGUAUUCAAGAUUCAGAACCUGAACUGGGUCGAUGCCACCCUCCUUGAACCUGCUUCUUGUGCUUGCCAUGGUUUGGAGAAGAUCCGCCCCAAGCUGGGAUCUCAUGUCCUCAUGUUUGGCGCUGGCCCCACCGGUCUUAUGCUUGCUCAGCUUCUUAGACAGAACGGAGGCUGCCAGGUUACCAUUGCAGCGCCCAAGGGCUUGAAGAUGGACCUGGCAAAGAGCCUUGAUGCUGCUGAUACUUACAUUGAGCUGUCGAGAGAAAACCCUGAGCCUCAAUUUGAGCAGCUCAAGAAGGACAAUCCGUAUGGCUUUGACAUUGUUGUCGAGGCUACUGGUUCUGUUAAGAUUUUGGGCGACGCCAUCCACUACGUUCGUCGUGGUGGCACCCUCGUCGUCUAUGGUGUCUAUGCCAAUGCCGACCGGGUUACUUGGCCACCCGCCAAGAUUUUUGGUGACGAAAUCACCAUCAUCGGGUCUUUCUCCGAAACCUACAUGUUCCCCGCUACUAUUGACUACCUUGACUCGGGCAAGGUCAAGACCAAGGGAAUUGUUAACAAGACGUUCAAGCUGGAAGAGUUCGACAAAGCUCUUCAGAGCAUUAAGGACAAGUCUGCUAUCAAGGCUGCCAUUGUUUUUGAAUAA